CCAUGAGUAGAAAAAUGGUCAGCUUCCAUCCACUUCACUCUCACAGCUCGGCUCUGCUCAGCUACCCCAACUUGCUUGUCUUCUCCCCAACCCAUCCCCAUCUCAAUAAGAGCACCCACCCCCCAUCAUUUGCCGUAGCCGCCCCCAAUGCCGACGACGAUGUCGCCGUCUUUCGCCAGACCCUGACCUGACACGCCUCGCGCGCGCGCAGACAAAGAACCCGCCCGCCGCCGCCAUGGGCGCCUUCCUCCCCCUCCUGCUGCUCGCCGUCGCGGCCAAUGCCGGCCUGCUGGCCACGCCGUCGCAAGCCCUGACCCAGGACGGCCUCCACCUGCUCGACGCCAAGCGCGCGCUCACCGCGCCCGACGGCGCGCUCGCGGACUGGAGCCCCACCUCCGCCACGCCCUGCGCCUGGACGGGCGUCACCUGCGACGCCGCCGGCGCCGUCACCGCGCUCUCCCUCGCCAACGCCAACCUCGCCGGCCCGUUCCCGCCCUCGCUCUGCCGCAUCCCGCGCCUCGCGUCCCUCGACCUCAGCGCCAACUACCUCGGCCCGGAGGUCGCCGUCGCCGGGUGCAACGCGCUAACACACCUCGACCUCUCCGUCAACUCCUUCGUCGGCCCGCUCCCCGCCGCGCUGGCCGCCCUCCCGGAGCUCCUCUACCUCAGCCUCGAGGGCAACAACUUCUCCGGGCCCAUCCCGCCGUCCUUCAGCACAUUCCCGAAGCUCCAGUCCCUCUCGCUCGUCAACAACCUGCUCGGCGGCCAGGUGCCCGCCUUCCUCGCCUCGGUCGCCACGCUCCGGGAGCUCAACCUCUCCUACAACCCCUUCUCACCCGGCCCGCUCCCUCCCUCUCUCGGCGGCCUCGCCGCGCUGCGCGUGCUCUGGCUCGCCGGCUGCAACCUCGUCGGCCCCAUCCCGCCGUCCCUCGGCCGGCUCCGCAACCUCACCGACCUCGACCUCUCCACCAACUCCCUCACCGGGCCCAUACCACCUGCCCUCACCGCCCUGACAAGCAUCAUCCAGAUCGAGCUCUACAACAACUCGCUCUCCGGCGCAAUCCCUUCCGGCUUCGGCAAGCUCGCGGACCUCCGGAGCAUGGACCUCGCGAUGAACCGCCUCUCCGGCGCCAUCCCGGCCGACCUCUUCGAGGCCCCCAAGCUCGAGACCCUGCACCUGUACUCCAACGCGCUCACCGGCCCAGUCCCAGACUCCGCAGCCAAGGCCGCCUCCCUCGUCGAGCUGCGGCUGUUCGCGAACCGGCUCAACGGCACCCUCCCCGCCGACCUCGGCAGGGCCACGCCGCUGGUGUGCCUGGACGUGUCCGACAACGCCAUCUCCGGCGAGAUCCCACGGGGCAUAUGCGACCGCGGCGAGCUGGAGGAGCUGCUCAUGCUCAACAACGCGCUCACCGGCCGCAUCCCGGACGGGCUCGGCCGCUGCCACAGGCUGCGGCGGGUGCGGCUGUCCAACAACAGCCUCGACGGCGACGUGCCCGGGGCCGUCUGGGGCCUGCCGCACGUCGCGCUGCUCGAGCUCAACGACAACCGGCUCACCGGGGGGAUUUCCCCGGUCAUCGCCGGCGCCGCCAACCUGUCCAACCUCGUCGUCUCCAACAACCGGCUCACCGGCCGCAUCCCCUCGGAGAUUGGGUCCGUUGCCAAGCUGUACGAGUUCUCGGCGGACGGUAACAUGCUCUCCGGCCCGCUCCCUUCCUCUCUCGGCGGCCUUGCGGAGCUCGGCCGCCUCGUGCUCCACAACAACUCGCUGUCUGGCCAGCUGCUCCGGGGAAUCCAUUCGUGGAAGAAGCUUAGCGAGCUCAACCUUGCCGACAAUGGCUUCACCGGAGCCAUACCGCCGGAGCUAGGUGAUCUGCCGGUGCUCAACUACCUUGAUCUCUCCGGCAACCGUCUUACGGGCCAAGUGCCUGUUGAACUAGAGAACCUGAAGCUGAACCAGUUCAAUGUCUCCAACAACCAGCUCAGCGGCCAGCUCCCGCCGCAGUACGCAACCGAGGCGUACCGGAGCAGCUUCCUGGGCAAUCCGGGGCUGUGCGGGGACAUCGCUGGUCUGUGUUCGGGUUCGCAAGGAAGGACAGGGAACCGCUCCGGCUUCGUCUGGAUGAUGCGCUCGAUAUUCAUAUUCGCGGCCGUUGUUCUGGUUCUCGGUGUCGCGUGGUUCUACUGGCGGUACCGGAGCUUCAAGAAGGCGAAGCUGAGCGCCGAGCGCUCGAAAUGGACGCUGACAUCGUUCCACAAGGUGUCGUUCAGCGAGCACGACAUCCUGGACUGCCUUGACGAGGACAACGUGAUCGGCAGCGGCGCGUCCGGGAAGGUGUACAAGGCAGUGCUCGGCAACGGCGAGGUGGUCGCCGUCAAGAAGCUGUGGGGCGUGGCGCCGAAGAAGAAGGACGAUGCCGAGAACAACGGCGACCAUGAGGGCUCCGCGGCGGCAGCGGCCGACAGCAGCUUCGACGCGGAGGUGAGGACGCUCAGCAAGAUCCGGCACAAGAACAUCGUGAAGCUGCUGUGUUGCUGCACGCACGACGACUCCAAGCUGCUGGUGUACGAGUACAUGCCCAACGGCAGCCUCGGCGACGUGCUGCACAGCAGCAAGGCCGGGUUGCUGGACUGGUCCACGCGGUACAAGAUCGCGCUGGACGCGGCGGAGGGGCUGUCGUACCUGCACCAGGAUUGCGUCCCGGCGAUCGUGCACAGGGACGUCAAGUCCAACAACAUCCUCCUGGAUGCCGAGUUCAGCGCCUGCGUCGCGGAUUUCGGGGUCGCCAAGGUGGUGGAGACGGCUGGCCGCGUGCCCAAGUCCAUGUCGGUGAUCGCCGGCUCCUGUGGCUACAUUGCUCCUGAGUAUGCAUACACGCUUCGUGUCAACGAGAAGAGCGACAUAUACAGCUUCGGCGUGGUUCUCCUGGAGCUGGUGACCGGGAAACCGCCGGUUGACCCGGAGUUCGGCGAGAAGGACCUGGUGAAGUGGGUGUGCAGCACAAUUGACCAGAAAGGGGUAGAUCAUGUCCUUGACAGCAGGCUGGACAUGGCCUUCAAGGACGAGAUCGGCAGGGUCCUGAACAUUGGGCUCAUCUGCGCGAGCUCCCUGCCGAUCAACCGCCCCGCAAUGCGGAGGGUGGUGAAGAUGCUGCAGGAGGUGCGUGCCGAGGCGAGGCCCAAGCUGGAGCCCUACUACUACGACGACACCUCCGACCAAGGGAGCAGCGUCUAAGGUAAUAACCGGAACGAGUAACACGGUAGCUCCCUUCCCUCCAUGGCUCGGCGGAGCUCUAUAGUAGGUAGUAGGAAGAUCCUCUAAUGGGGUGAAUCUAGGGCGAUGAUUUUGACCGUCGCCGACACCGCUGUAACUUGGAUCAGUUUGCUGCGUUCUUCGGUGAUCAUCUGGUAACGGGGGACGGGUGGGAGUUAGGGCAUGGCUAUUGGCGGUGUUCUUGGUUGUACUAGCUAUCUGUGGGGGCUCGCCAUUGAUUCUGCUAGGGCAGAUGGCUCCUCUGUCCUUGACAAAAGUAUGCCAACGGAAUCCAAAUGUAGGUGUGUGAUUAGUGCUA
Lolium perenne is the source of this 3572-nucleotide messenger RNA. RefSeq lists its product as uncharacterized. The record is from RefSeq and is a predicted model, not a curated record. NCBI's taxonomy places the organism in Eukaryota, Viridiplantae, Streptophyta, Magnoliopsida, Poales, Poaceae. Gene Ontology annotation, molecular function: ATP binding; protein kinase activity; receptor serine/threonine kinase binding. Gene Ontology annotation, biological process: protein phosphorylation.